This is a messenger RNA of Scutellospora calospora, 434 nucleotides long. The record is from the annotation of a GenBank genome assembly. NCBI's taxonomy places the organism in Eukaryota, Fungi, Glomeromycota, Glomeromycetes, Diversisporales, Gigasporaceae.
AAUCUCAAGAAGAAUCUAGUUCGAGCCUUCAAAAAAGUAUAUACACUAACGAAACUGAUAGCAAAAAUGAUAGUAAUAGUACGUCUUCCAUUACAAAUAUAUUAAUUAGUACUAAAAAAAAGAGAAAUAGAAGUAAGAAAAGUUUUGUAUGGAAAUACUUUGAAGUAGUUGAGAAAAAAGAUAGAAAAAAAGACAUAUGUCAAGUUAUGGUUAAAAAAAAUGGAGAAGACAAAAAAUGUGAAACGGAAUACUUCCAUGACAAUUCAAUAUCAAAUAUGAUUGCUCAUCUAAGAUCGCAUAAUAUCGUAGAUAAUAAAAAACUAAAAUCUGAAACGCAACAGAAUAGGCAAGCUACAUUAACUGAAAUGAUCCGAUCUGAUAUUCCACAUAAGAGCGAUAAGCAAAGAGAAUUAAAUAAAGCAGUUGUUGAAUGA